This is a messenger RNA of Puma concolor (puma), 2376 nucleotides long. The record is from RefSeq and is a predicted model, not a curated record. NCBI's taxonomy places the organism in Eukaryota, Metazoa, Chordata, Mammalia, Carnivora, Felidae.
AUGCAAGGUGUGCCUCUUCCUGUUGGGAUCUGUAAAAAGAUGGCUUAUCAGAAGGUCAAUGCAGAUCAAAGAGCUCCAGGACAUUCACAGUAUUUAGACAAUGAUGACCUUCAAGCCACUGCCCUUGACUUAGAGUGGGACAUGGAAAAGGAGCUGGAGGAGCCUGGUUUUGACCAGUUCCAGCUAGAUAGUGCUGAGAAUCAGAACCUGGAGAAUCCAGAGACUGCAGACCUCAAUCUUGAUUCCAUUCAACCAGCAACUUCACCCAAAGGAAGGUUUCAGAGACUUCAAGAAGAGUCUGACUAUGUAACCCGUUAUACAAGAUCUGCACCAAAGAGCAACCCCUGCAAUUUUUGCCGCCUUUUAAAAAUACUUUGCACAGCCACCAUUUUAUUUAUUUUGGGGAUUUUGAUAGGCUAUUAUGCACAUAAAAAUUGCCCUUCAAAUGCUACAACUUCAGGAACGCUUGAUCUUCACUUAUACCAAGAGAUUCUCAAGACAAUCCAAGCAGAAGAUAUUAAGAAGUCUUUCAGAAAUUUGGUACAACUGUAUAAAAGUGAAGAUGACACAGAAAUUUCAAAGAAGAUUAAGAGUCACUGGACUUCCCUGGGCCUAGAAGAUGUACAGUUUGUAAAUUACUCUGUGUUGCUUAAUCUGCCAGGCCCUUCUGCCAGCUCUGUGUCUCUGAGCAGCAGUGGCCAAUGCUUUCAUCCUAAUGGCCAGCCUUGCAGCGAAGAAGCCAGAAAACACAGCAGCCAAGAUCUGCUUUACUCAUAUGCAGCCUAUUCUGCCAAAGGAACUCUCGAGGCUGAAGUCAUUGAUGUGAGUUAUGGAAAUGCAGAUGACUUAAAAAGGAUACAAAAAAUGAAAAAUACAACGAAUAAGAUUGCACUCCUGAAAUUAGGAAAAUUGCCAUUACUUUAUAAGCUUUCUUUAUUGGAAAAGGCUGGAUUUGGUGGUGUUCUUCUAUAUAUUGAUCCUUGUGAUUUACCAAAGACUGCAAAUCUUAGCUAUGAUACCUUCAUGGUGUCACUGAACCCAGGAGGAGACCCUUCUACGCCUGGUUAUCCAAGUGUGGAUGGAAGCUUUAGGCAAAACCGAUCAAACCUCACAUCCCUGCUGGUGCAGCCCAUUUCAGCAUCUCUCGUUGCAAAACUGAUCUCUUCACCAAACAGCAGAACCAAAAACAGUGUCUGUAGCCCUCUAGAACUGCCAAACAAUGAUCAGAGAAUUGUCAGCAUGCAAAUUCAGACAGUUACCAAAUUCAAAACAGUUACUAAUGUUGUUGGAUAUUUAAAGGGCUUGACAUCUCCAGAUCGGUAUAUCAUAGUUGGCAGCCGCCAUCACACUGCAUACAGUUAUUAUGGACAAGAAUGGGCCAGCAGCACUGCCAUAAUCACAGCUUUUAUCCGGGCCUUGAUGUUAAGAGUUAAGAGAGGGUGGAGACCAGACCGCACAAUUGUUUUCUGUUCAUGGGGAGGAACAGCUUUUGGCAAUAUUGGCUCAUAUGAAUGGGGAGAGGAUUUCAGGAAGGUUCUGCAGAGAAAUGUUGUGGCUUACAUUAGUCUCCAUAGUCCCAUAAGGGGUAACUCAAGUCUAUAUUCUGUAGCUUCACCAUCUCUUCAGCAACUGGUGGUAGAGAAAAAUAAUUUCAACUGCUCCAGAAGAGCUAAGUGUCAAGAAACCAAUGUCAGUUCUGUACAGAUAGAAGGUGAUGCUGAUUAUUUCAUCAACCAUCUUGGAAUUCCCACCGUGCAGUUUGCCUAUGAGGACAUCACAGCAUUAGAGGGUCCAAGUUUUCUCUCUGAGGCCCUUUUCCUUAAACGUGCAACAAAAAUUGAAGAAAUGGAUCCUUUUUUCCACCUUCAUGAAACCAUUACCAAGCUCUCGGGAGAAGUGAUUUUGCAAAUUGCCAAUGAACCAGUUCUGCCCUUUAAUGCUCUUGAUAUAGCUAUAGAAGUUCAAAACAGUCUUAAAGGUGAUCAACCCUACACUCAUCAACUGCUAGCCUUGGCCUCACGCCUGCGGGAGAGUGCUGAACUCUUCCAGUCAGAUGAGAUGCGUCCUGCUAAUGAUCCCAAGGAGAGAAUUCCAAUCCGUGUCCGAAUGCUGAAUGACAUACUCCAAGACAUGGAGAAAAGCUUCCUGGUAGAGCAAGUGCCACCAGGUUUUUAUAGAAAUAUCCUGUACCACCUUGAUGGAAAGACAAGCCAGUUUUCAAUACUCCUGGAGGCUUGGGAGCACUGCAAGUUACUUGCAUCAAAUGAGACCAUUCAGGAAGCCCUGUCAGAGGUGUUGAACAGCAUUAAUUCAGCUCAGGUUUACUUUAAAGCAGGACUUGAUGUGUUCGACAGUGUCUUGGUUGGAAAGAACUGA